UUUGCAUCUGGCUCUGUGGAUAAGACGGUGAAAAUCUGGAGAAUUGGGGAUGGAAAUGCUGAAGCAUCUGAACCAUUGAAAAUGUCGGUCCAAGGAAGGAAGUCACUGGGUUACUCCAGAACACUGGUCAGCGAUUGGUCAGAGGAGGAUGUGAGCGAGUGGCUCUGUGAUGAAGGACUUGAAGCUCUGGUGGACACGUUUAGGGCCCACAACAUUGACGGGGCCGAACUCAUCAGCUUAAACACAGAGACACUGACCACUGAGUUUAACAUUGAGUCGGUGGGUCUCCGGGGUCGAGUCCUGAGGAAGAUUAAGGACCUGAGAUCUUCACUGAUGGACUCUGAUGUUCCUGAUGAGUUCCUCUGUUCGAUCACCAGAGAGCUCAUGAAGGACCCCAUCAUCGCUGCAGAUGGAUUUUCCUAUGAAAGAGAGGCGAUGGAGAGCUGGAUCAACACUCCCAAUCGCUCCAGCCCGAUGACCAACCUGCCUUUACAAACCACGCUACUGACCGCCAACAGAAGCCUGAAGAUGGCCAUACAGCGCUGGAAGAGCAGCCACUGAGGCGGAAGACUGCAUGCACAGGUGGAGGAGUUUCUUACACACACCAGUGUUCAU
Messenger RNA from Sinocyclocheilus grahami, 615 nucleotides. RefSeq names its product WD repeat, SAM and U-box domain-containing protein 1-like. The record is from RefSeq and is a predicted model, not a curated record. NCBI's taxonomy places the organism in Eukaryota, Metazoa, Chordata, Actinopteri, Cypriniformes, Cyprinidae. Gene Ontology annotation, molecular function: protein binding; ubiquitin-protein transferase activity. Gene Ontology annotation, biological process: protein ubiquitination. Bases 82 to 561 code for a protein of 159 amino acids. The transcript is spliced from 5 exons.